CAUCACCACCAAACCAUCUCUACACAAUGCCGGCCUCUAUCUCCCUUUCCACUUCCUAUGCCUGGCCGGCACAAGCAACACACUCGCCUAUACUUGUCGCCAGGCAGGACGCAGGUAACGGUACCACAGAACCAUCCGCCGAAGCUUCUCAGGAGGCAGCACCAUCCUCCGCCGCCCCCGCACAGUCGUCCGAUGCCCAACAAGAUUCCUCUCCUGCUGCUUCUGCUUCGCCCACUCAAACAUCUGAAUUACAACCAUCGCCGUCCUCGGAUGAUGCUGCCCAAUCUACAUCGCCUUCCCCUACACCCACAUCCGACGCUCAAACGACCACUUCUGAAGCCUCUGCAGAACCUCAACCGUCAUCAGCGGCACCAACUUCGGAUCCUGCACCCUCAUCCGAAGCCCCAGCGUCAUCUGCACAGCCCACCUCUGAAGCUCAGCCUACAACAUCAGAAGCACCACCCAGUUCUGCACAGGAGUCACAAUCCGCCUCGCCUUCUCCGUCGCCAUCGCCGUCUGUCACUACCACAGCUAGCCCAAGUGAAAGUCCCAGUGCCUCACCGACUCCUAGUCCCAGUCAAAGUGCGAGUCCAAGUGCAACAGAAAGUGCGAGUCCUAGCGAGCAAGCAAGCAGUCAGGGCGUGACGACCAUUUACUCUACCACGCAGCCUGUCUCUAGUCAAGCUGCUCAAUCAAGCGCCGCACAAGCCUCCAGCGCAACCCCAUCAACGACAGAAGUCACAACGGUGGUCGUCGGCGGCUCCACUACUGCAUCUUCUACUGCUCAACAGUCAUCCGCAGACAAUUCAUCUCGAGCUGGUACCCUAACCUCUACCAUCGUCAUUUCCGAUACAUCCUCUAGUCAAAGUACCGCGGCAGAAUCAGCAUUUGUCGCAACCACCACAGACUCCGCCGGUCAUUCUAUCACAACCACUCCCGCUUCUUACACCUCCUCCUAUGUGACCACUUCCGAUGGCGAAGUCUACACCGUCACCCAAAUUGUCCACAAUCCCACUGGCGCCCUCGACACCGGUAGUUCGUCAUCUGACUCUUCCACCAAUACCUUUUUCAGCAACAAAGGUGCCGUUGCUGGAACGUUCGUUGUGGUCGGUCUUGUUGUCAUCGGAUUAAUUCUCGCCUUGAGUCUGUUAUGUUUCAGGAGACGAAGAAGACAGAGACUCGACAGGGAGGUCACAGCGGCUGCCAUGGCCGCCCCUGCAGGUGCCACUGGACGACCCCCUCUCGAUGAGGAUAAAGGCUACAAUCCCUCUUCUGGCCCCCAAACUAGCGAAUCGUACCCUUCUACCGCCAAUCAGACACCCAUGGGCCAGUACGAUGGAUACGGCGCAACUUACGGCGACCCUCAUGGAGGUUACGACCCGUACGCAGCUGCAGCGGCCGGAUAUGGCGCGACGGGCGGAUAUGAAACCAUGCAACCCGGCGGACAAGGGUAUUAUUAUGACCCUCACGCUCCUCCAGAGCAGUAUAGCGUCCCUGAGCAGUACAGUGAUGCCCCAACGCAUUCUGGUGAGGCGUAUAGCGAUGUACCGCUCAAUGAAGAGGGGCAGCAUUACUACUUUGACCCAAGCCAGGCGCAUGCCUACGCACCGGAAGGAGAAGGUUAUGGAGAUGCUUAUGGAGGGUACUCGGGAACAGAGGGAAGUGUUGGGACGCCGCAGCAUGAAAGGGAAAACCCGUUACAUGUUGCGAACCCUUCUCGGCAAUAAAUGGCAUAUGUAAUAUAUCGAUCUUUUACAAUUUUUUUCCAAACAUCCAUUUCACAACAGAUAUCAUAUACGUCCCAAACACUCUUUUAGAAUAAAGUUACGGACUCUCGGUAGGGAUUAUGUGGGUUUCAGCAUGAGCCUGUUUUUCUUUUUUUUUGUGAUUUCUCACUACUAUUCGCACUUUCCUUUCUUUUGCUUUUUCGCUUCUUUAUAAUUCAAAAAGCCAGUCCCUGGAUCAAGCCCCAGGCUGAGCUAGUCCUUCCAUCUGAAUGCUGCACUCGCAUCCGUGUCCGUUCCUUUCUGUAGCCUCGUACUUGUAGCUUAUCUAUCAGCUGAUGCCUGUUUUUUUUCUCUCUCCAAGGAUAUCUAAAUGCAUA
Messenger RNA from Cryptococcus deneoformans JEC21, 2104 nucleotides. RefSeq lists its product as hypothetical. The transcript has 6 exons. NCBI's taxonomy places the organism in Eukaryota, Fungi, Basidiomycota, Tremellomycetes, Tremellales, Cryptococcaceae. The coding region runs from base 27 to 1727 and encodes 566 amino acids. The record is from RefSeq and is a predicted model, not a curated record.